GUGCCCUGGCGUCAGUCGCAGUGCCCGCGCCAACCGCGCCACACGUUCGCCGCACCGCCAAGACGAUGCUGCUGCUGGCCUUACUUGCCGCCGUCGCUACCGCGGCCGCGCAGAACGAAACACAACCACCGCGGACGCCUCUGUCCCCACGCCGUGAACAGUUUCGUGUUAUCUACGAAUGGAACGCCAUCGAUUUCAUGUGGGCCUCCCCGGCAGACCGCGAGGCCUACCUCAAUACAAGCCGAUACAUUCCCCAAAACGUUUUAAUAUCUGGAAUAAACUUUUACGGAGAAAAUCUGUUCCUGACUGUGCCGAGAAUGCUGGACGGGGUGCCAGCGACACUGGGCACCAUACCAGUACAGCAGAGCGAAACGGCACCAAAGAUACAGCCUUUCCCUAGCUGGAAGGAUAACGAGAUCGGUAACUGCAACGCUCUGCAGUUUGUUCAAAAUAUUGAAAUAGACCGCAAUGGUAUCAUGUGGAUUCUGGACAACGGCCGCGUCGGUACCCUUACACGCAGCCCCAGCACUAAGUGUCCGCCGUCUCUCGUACUUAUCGACCUCAAAACAGGCAAGAAUGAGAUGGAGCGUAUACCAUUCCCUACAGACACAGUGAAUCUCAAUACUACAUAUUUGAACGAUCUAGUAGUGGACAAUCGGAACGGGGACUAUGCUUACAUCACUGACAACAGUGCCAUUGAUCCGGGUAUUAUUGUGUUUCGUCGUAGUGAUAAAAAGUCUUGGAAAGUUCGAGAUAAGGCCUCUAUGAAACUGUCGGAAGAAGCUAAAUUUUUCCGAAUUAACGGUAGCACUGUCACUCUUCCAGUGAAUAUCGACGGUAUCGCCCUUGGACCGCAAUUUAGAACACCGAAUAAUGAGAUUGACAGAACAGUUUACUUCUGCCCUCUUGCCAGUUAUCACUUGUACGCAAUAAAUGCAUCAGUUUUGCAGAACGAAUCCCUGUCUCAAAUGGGUGAGAACGCCGUAAGUCCUUACGUUGUUGAUCUCGGCAGAAAACCAUCGCAAACUGACGGUAUGAAAAUGGAUUCAAAUGGCGUGCUCUUUUUCGGUCUGAUAGGCAACUCUACGAUUGCGGAAUGGAAUACGACCGUUGAUUUCCACGUUGGCCAGCGCACGAUCGCACGCGAUCCCAAUUACAUACAGUGGGUGGAUCGCUUCACUUUCGAUGACCACGGCAACGUGUAUGUAGUUGUCAACAGAUUAUUUAAUUUUGUGAAAAAUCAGGUGUCAUUGAAUGAAGUAAACUAUAGGAUUCUGAAGUCUCACACGGGCUCCAAAAGUUACGUGUUCGCCGAAGAUUUGGCCACAGCGGGAGUACCGGGAUCUGCGUCAAUGCCCGCGCUCGCCUCCUCGCUGAUAUUGAUUGCGCUGGCGCACCUGCUUGCCUAGUCUCAGCCUGGUGCAUCGGUCGCGGUCUAUUCACGACCUUGGCCCUGAAGCUAGUGCUCACUGUGCGACGCUCGGACUGAUGCGUAACAUUACCAAAUAUUUAAAGUUACCUUGACCUCACGGUCUUACCAGUGAUAAAGAGCAUGUAGAUAGCUUUCUAAUAGGAAUAUU
This is a messenger RNA of Hyposmocoma kahamanoa, 1580 nucleotides long. It is a transcript of the gene Y-b, whose product is annotated as protein yellow-like. The transcript has a single exon. Lineage: Eukaryota; Metazoa; Arthropoda; Insecta; Lepidoptera; Cosmopterigidae. The coding region runs from base 66 to 1409 and encodes 447 amino acids. Gene Ontology annotation, cellular component: extracellular region. The record is from RefSeq and is a predicted model, not a curated record.